Erinaceus europaeus (western European hedgehog) is the source of this 4831-nucleotide messenger RNA. RefSeq names its product inositol polyphosphate-5-phosphatase D (gene INPP5D). Lineage: Eukaryota; Metazoa; Chordata; Mammalia; Eulipotyphla; Erinaceidae. The transcript has 28 exons. Bases 134 to 3754 code for a protein of 1206 amino acids. The record is from RefSeq and is a predicted model, not a curated record. Gene Ontology annotation, molecular function: phosphatase activity. Gene Ontology annotation, biological process: phosphatidylinositol dephosphorylation.
GUGAGCUGGUGGCAGCAGCCACCCAGAGAGGGACACAGGGCGAGCGGGUGGUGGCAGGGGCCUGUGUUCCCUUUGAGCAGCGGCGGUUGGUGGCGUGUGGGUGCCGGAGGAGGCCUGGUGGUCCGCGCCCGCCAUGGUCCCCUGCUGGAAUCAUGGCAACAUCACCCGCUCCAAGGCCGAGGAGUUGCUGUCACGGACAGGCAAGGAUGGCAGCUUCCUCGUGCGCGCCAGUGAGUCCAUCUCCCGAGCCUACGCCCUCUGCGUGCUGUACCGGAACUGUGUGUACACAUACCGCAUCCUGCCCAACGAGGAUGACAAGUUCACCGUGCAGGCAUCUGAAGGCGUGCCCAUGCGGCUCUUCACCAAGCUGGACCAGCUCAUAGAGUUCUACCGGAAGGAGAACAUGGGCCUGGUGACUCACCUGCAGUACCCGGUCCCGCUGGAGGAGGAAGAUGUGGCAGAUGAGCCUGAGGAGGACACAGGGUCUGUGAGGAGAGAGAAGGAGAGGAAGUACAGAGAGGGGCUGGACGAGAGCUCAUCAGAGGGUGUCCUAUCACCACCUGAGCUGCCACCCAGGAACAUCCCACUAUCCACCGUGCCCUGUGAGGCCAAGGAUUCGCCGUCAGUGUCCAGUGAGAGCCCCCGAGCCACCGAGGCCAGCCGGCCAAGCUUGUCCGAGACACUGCUCCAGCGCCUACAGAACAUGGACACCAGCGGGCUCCCAGAGGAGCACCUCAGAGCCAUCCAGGACUAUGUGAGCACCCAGCUGGCCCUGGACUCUGACUUCGCAAGGACGGGCUCCAGCGGGCUCCCUCACCUGCGGAAGCUCACCGUGCUCCUCUGUAGGGAGCUCUAUGGAGAGGUCAUCCGGACCCUCCCCUCCUUGGAGUCUCUGCAGCGGUUAUUUGACCAGCAGCUGUCUCCUGGCCUUCGGUCUCGGCCUCAGGUGUCUGCUGAGGUCAGUCCCCUCAACAUGGUGGCCAAGCUCAGCCAGCUGACCAGCCUCCUGUCAUCCAUUGAAGACAAGGUCAAGGCUUUGCUGCAUGAGGGGCCCGAGUCCUCCCACCGACGCUCCCUCAUCCCUCCAGUCACCUUUGAGGUGAAGGCAGAGUCUCUGGGGAUUCCUCAGAAGCUGCAGCUCAAGGUCGAUGUGGAGUCUGGGAAGCUCAUCAUCCGGAAGUCCAAGGACGGGUCCGAGGACAAGUUCUAUAACCACAAGAAGAUCCUGCAGCUCAUCAAGUCUCAGAAGUUCCUCAACAAGCUGGUGAUUUUGGUGGAGACGGAGAAAGAGAAGACGCUCCGGAAGGAAUACGUGUUUGCUGACUCCAAGAAGCGUGAGGGUUUCUGUCAGCUGCUGCAGCAGAUGAAGAACAAGCACUCGGAGCAGCCUGAGCCCGACAUGAUCACCAUCUUCGUUGGUACCUGGAACAUGGGUAACGCCCCCCCUCCCAAGAAGAUCACGUCCUGGUUUCUCUCCAAGGGGCAGGGCAAGACGAGAGACGACUCUGCCGACUACAUCCCCCAUGACAUCUACGUCAUCGGCACCCAGGAGGACCCCCUGGGGGAGAAGGAGUGGCUGGAGACCCUCAGGCAGUCCCUGCAGGAGAUCACCAGCAUGACUUUCAAAACGGUGGCCAUCCACACCCUCUGGAACAUCCGCAUUGUGGUGCUGGCCAAGCCAGAGCACGAGAACCGCAUCAGCCAUAUCUGCACAGACAACGUGAAGACCGGCAUUGCUAACACGCUGGGGAACAAGGGUGCCGUGGGGGUGUCCUUCAUGUUCAAUGGCACCUCCCUGGGAUUUGUCAAUAGCCACCUGACCUCGGGGAGCGAGAAGAAGCUCAGGCGAAACCAGAACUACAUGAACAUCCUCCGCUUUCUGGCUCUGGGAGACAAGAAGCUGAGUCCUUUCAACAUCACCCACCGCUUCACCCACCUCUUCUGGCUAGGGGACCUCAACUACCGUGUGGACCUGCCCACCUCGGAGGCAGAAGCCAUCAUCCACAAGAUUCGGCAGCAGCAGUACUCGGAGUUGCUGUGCCACGACCAGCUGCUCAUGGAGAGGAAGGAGCAGAAGGUCUUCCUGCACUUCGAGGAGGAGGAGAUCACCUUCGCACCCACCUACCGCUUUGAAAGGCUGACGCGGGACAAGUACGCCUACACGAAGCAGAAAGCCACUGGGAUGAAGUACAACCUGCCUUCCUGGUGUGACCGGGUGCUCUGGAAAUCCUACCCACUGGUCCAUGUCGUGUGUCAGUCCUACGGCAGCACCAGCGACAUUAUGACCAGCGACCAUAGCCCUGUCUUUGCCACAUUUGAGGCGGGUGUCACCUCCCAGUUUGUCUCCAAGAACGGCCCCGGGGCUGCUGACAGACAAGGGCAGGUGGAGUUCCUGCGCUGCUACGCCACCCUCAAGACCAAGUCCCAGACCAAGUUCUACCUGGAGUUCCACUCAAGUUGCCUGGAGAGUUUUGUCAAGAGCCAGGAAGGAGAGAAUGAAGAAGGAAGUGAAGGCGAGCUGCUGGUGAAGUUUGGGGAGACCCUCCCCAAGCUGAAACCCAUCAUCUCUGACCCCGAGUACCUGCUGGACCAGCACAUUCUCAUCAGCAUCAAGUCCUCCGACAGUGAUGAGUCCUAUGGUGAGGGCUGCAUUGCUCUGCGCUUGGAGGCAACGGAGACCCCGCUCCCCAUCUACACGCCUCUCACACACCACGGAGAGAUGACCGGCCACUUCCGUGGGGAGAUUAAGCUGCAGACCUCCCAGGGCAAGAUGAGAGAGAAGCUCUAUGACUUUGUGAAGACUGAGCGGGACGAGUCCUGUGGACCCAAGUCCCUGAAGAGUCUCACCAGCCAUGACCCCAUGAAGCAGUGGGAGCCCACCAGCAGGGCCCCUGCUGGUGGCGGCUGUGCCCUGACUGAAAUCAUCAACCCCAAUUACAUGGGUGUGGGGCCCUUCGGGCACAUGAAGCAGACCCUGUCCCCUGACCUGCAGCCCACAGCCUGGAGCUACGACCCCCCACUCAAGGAGUCCUCCCUGGGACCCGGGAGGGGUGAGAGCCCCCCAACACCUCCCUCCCAGCCGCCCAUCUCACCCAAAAAGUUUUUGUGCUCAGUGACACCCCGGGGCCCCAGCUCCAGGACCCAGGAGGCAAGGUCCUGCGAAGUGGGCAAGACCCCAGGGGACCCCCCGCCUCCCGAGGAGCCUCCGCUGACAAAGCCCGAAAUGUUUGAGAACCCGCUAUACGGGUGCAUGAGUUCCUUCCCCAAGCCGGCCCCCCGCAAAGAUCAGGAGUCCCCCAAAAUGCUGCGGAAGGAGCCCCUGCCCUGCCCGGACCCGGGGCUGGUGUCCCCCAGCAUCUUGCUGUCCAAACCUCCGCCUGAGGCCGACAAGGGGUCGGGCAAGCCCUUCCUCAGCCCCACGCCCCGCCUGCGCUCCUUCACCUGCUCCAGCUCCGAAGCACAGCCCGCGGGGGGCAACAAGGCACAGGCCAAGCCUCGGGCCUCUGCGGCGGGCACCCCCGCACCCGUGCCCAGCAAGCGGCCGGUCAAGCCUUCCCGGUCGGAACUGAGCCAGCCGGGCCAGCCCGCGCCCUCGCCCUUGCCCUCCACGCGGCCGCCGCUGCCCGUGAAGAGCCCCGCGGUGCUGCACCUGCAACACGCCAAGGGCCGAGACUACAGGGACAGCUCGGAGCUCCCGCACCACGGCAAGCUGAGGCCUGAGGACACCCCUCUCGGCAGGGCGGCCAUGCAGUGAUGCCCCUGGAGGACUGCGCAGAGGAGCAGCAGCAGAACUCCACUCAGACCCUCUCCCAGGCCCUGGCUCCUCCCCAGCUGUCUGCAGGCCUCCGUCUUCCCAGGAGAGGGCCUGGCUUCUGUGUGCUCAGCAGAGUGUGCCAGCCACCCCACACAGCACCCAGUGCUGAGAUGGGCAGGAAAAGGCCCUGAGAUGGACCACUGAUGGCUCACGCCCCCCAGCUGCCCCCUCCAUGCACACACUUUUUAACCUUGGUACUUGGUACCCAAGAGCCUUCUUCUGGCCACCACCUGGAAGGAAAGCACCAAGGUGUCAUUCUUGGGUGGAGCUAUUAUUAAUAAUAAUAAUGAUAAUGUUAAUAAUAAUAAGGACCGCACUGACCCUGUAGACCUUGUGUGUGCCAGCUACUGUGCACGCCUAGUGCUUUACAAACUUCAGGGCACCACAUCAUCUUUAAUAGACCGAAACCACGUUCCCAGACCCCCAGUUCCAAGCAGGAUGUCCUGGGUGGUUUGGACCAAGCAUUAAUGAGGCCUGAUGGGCAGGACCCACCUCUCGGAGCUGAAGAGUGAGUGAGGUACCUGGCCACAGUCAGGCUGCCUUCUGGGUGGUACCAGCUGCUUUUGCUUAAGCUCAGGACUUCCAGUGGGACCCAGCCCAGGGGGCACAGAUAUUCUGGACUCUUAUCUUCACUUGAGAAGAGCUGGCAAAAUGGCUUCUAAUUGGAGAAUCCCAAGUCAGCCCAAGCUAGACAUGCCCCACCCCAGGCCAGGUUCCCCCUGGUUCCUUCUGGGGGUGGACAGCCUGACCCCCCCCCCCCAGUGCCUCUAUGUGCUACUAAAAGAUCUUACUGUUGCCCUUCUCCCUCAAAACACGCCUUCCCGCCUGGUUGUUAGAGAUAACAAAACAGGGCAGUCUUUUCGGGGACCCUGCCAACCCAUGGCUCCCAAUGCCUUUUCCUGCACUGCUUUUUGACGUUGGUAGGAGAUCAGCUCUGAGCUGGGAGAGCAGGAGGGGGUACGCCUGUACCCACCUGUGUGUCGUCUCAACAAUAAAGUGUCUUUCUUGCUUGGUUUC